This is a messenger RNA of Tribolium madens (black flour beetle), 761 nucleotides long. RefSeq lists its product as uncharacterized. The coding region runs from base 23 to 742 and encodes 239 amino acids. The record is from RefSeq and is a predicted model, not a curated record. The transcript is spliced from 2 exons. NCBI's taxonomy places the organism in Eukaryota, Metazoa, Arthropoda, Insecta, Coleoptera, Tenebrionidae.
CUGGGGUCUUAGUUAGUGAAAAAUGGGUUCUGCAACAUUACUAAUUUUUAUGACUGCUUUAGUCUUCAGUUCCGGACUUGAACUUCCGGUUAUAGCGUCCCAAGCCUCAGUUCCAAUCAGUGGUCUCAUCGGAGGCAUAGCCAAAAUUUUGGCCAACGUCGUCGAGGCUCUUAACUACAUCAUUGCUUACCUUGGAGUGGGCAUCGAAGGGAUCCUUGCCUCAGUUUUUGGGCUAAUAGGCGAAAUUCUGCAAACCUUGGUGGACACUUUAUUGAAAACUGUGUCCAAUAUAGUUGGCGGUGUCUUGGGCGAUAUUCCACUUCUUGGAAAAAUCUUCACCGAACUUGACACUAAAAGCAACGAAUGUGUUGCUGAGGUCAAAACUGAACUUUUCGAAGAGACUGCAGGAACAGCUUUGCUCUGUGUCACAGAUGGCUUGAACAAAGUUAUAUCUAAUUUGAGGGAUAUUUUGGGGAAUGUGGUCGAAGUCCUCAAUUCCAUCACGAUCCUCCUCAAUGACCUCAAAGACAAGUCGCUUGGCGAUGGCAUGUUUGGACUUCUUGAUGGUGUCGCCGUUCAGAUUAAACUUCUACUUAAGAUUCUUGUUGAUCUUGUGAAAUUUAUAGGAACGGCGAUAUCAGAAAAUGGAGAUGGUGUUAUGUGUCUCAUACAAGUUGUUGUGAAGCUUGUUGUGCAACUCUUGUCUGAGAUUUUUGGUUAUUUGGGUUGCCUUUUGGGAUAAAUAAAUGUAUUUACCGAGU